Stylonychia lemnae is the source of this 1530-nucleotide messenger RNA. Lineage: Eukaryota; Ciliophora; Spirotrichea; Sporadotrichida; Oxytrichidae. The record is from the annotation of a GenBank genome assembly.
AUGGAAAGCCUUGAGGAGAUAUUAACUUGUAAAAUCUGUAUGGAGAGGAUUAAUGAUCAGGAAAGAAAGCCUCUAUUUCUACUAUGUGGUCAUACAUUCUGCCAGAAAUGCCUGAGAUUUGUCUACAAAAAGCCUUUAAUAUCCUGUCCCUUAGACAAGACUGUGCAUCGAUUUGAAUCAUUUGAUAAGAUUCCCACGAACUUUUCUGUUCUGAAUGCCAUCCACUCAACUCAGCAGAAUUCACAGUUAAACUCUUUUAUUAGGAAUGAGAAAAAAUGUGACAAACAUUAGAGAGAGGCAUUGAAAUUUUAUUGCGUGACGCAUGAUGCUGUAAUAUGCUAGGAAUGCCUACUAAAUGAGCAUCUAGGGCAAGGACAUGAGAUUAUUUCUGCCGAAAAAAUCCUUAGAAAAGAGGUAUUAAAGAAAGAUAUAGAUCAAUGCCAGGAAAAACUUGAACAGUAGUCGUAACUCAUUGAUUAGGUCUAAGGCUAUCUGCUUUAAUCAAUACAGGAACAAAAGGAAAACAUGGAUAAUUGUAUUAGAGCUCUCAUUUGUGAAAUAGAAAUUCAACUUGAGUAGUGCUAGAAGAAUUAUGACCAAGCAGUUGUUGAUGUAAAGGAAAAAGUUUUGAAUGAGUUGAGUAUGCUAGCUAAAUACAAGGAACAAGUAUCUUAAAUCAAGGUCAAGAUAGAUGACUGUGAGGAGAAUUCUGGGAAUUUCAUUGAAGAUGCAAACUAAAUAAUCAAUGAUGUCAUAAACUAUUAAGUUACCUUAAAAUCUGAUGAAAUGGAAAUUGAUGACUGCAUCUAUUUAGACAAGCAGUUGUCAAAGCAUAUCUUUUUGGAUUCUAGAAACAAUCCAGAUCCUUAACUCAAAUAGUUGCUAAUGACUUUCAAGUCUAGAGAAAUCAUAAACCAGGAAAUUUUUGAGUUGAUGAUUAAAAUUGACAGGAAAAACUUUGUCAAGGAAGAGAAUACUCAUCUGGCCUAUUAGGAUAUUCCUAGGUCAAUAGGUUGGGGAACAACAAUCUCAGCACCCCAUAUGCAUGCUAUGACUUUGCAAAAACUUCAUCGACACUUCCUUCAGGGUGGAAAAGCCUUGGACAUCGGUACUGGAUCAGGUUAUGUGGCUGCUUGCUUUGCUGAGGCUAUGGGAAAGGACUGCAAAGUCUAUAUGUUGGAUCAUAUUCAAGAAGUAAUAGAUUUCGCCGUUAAAAAUAUCAAGAAGGCUAACCCAUAUCUUAUAAAGCAAAAGAGGAUCAUUGCAAUUUGCUAAGAUGGUAGAAAGGGUUAUCCUGAAGAAGGUCCAUAUGAUAUCAUUCAUGUUGGAGGAGCCAUUGAGGAAGUGAGCUAGAUUCUUUUGGAUUAGUUGAAGCCAGGUGGUGUGAUUUGGGCACCAGUUGGUGGAUCAUUUACUUAAGACAUUUGCGUCAUUAACAAGAGUUUGGACGGUUCGAUCACCACAAGCAAAAUCAUGGAAGUUAGAUAUGGUAGCUUAACAUCGAUUGAUAAUUAACUCAGUGAUUUCUGA